Vicugna pacos (alpaca) is the source of this 1887-nucleotide messenger RNA. Lineage: Eukaryota; Metazoa; Chordata; Mammalia; Artiodactyla; Camelidae. The record is from RefSeq and is a predicted model, not a curated record.
GCCCUGGCAUGGGCCGUGGGCUUCGUGGGCUCCGUGGGCUCGGGGGACCCCGCGCCCGGUGGUGUCUGCUGGCUCCAGCAGGGCCGAGAGGCCACCUGCAGCCUGGUGCUGAAAACCGACGUGAGCCGAGCUGAGUGCUGUGCCUCUGGCAACAUUGACACUGCCUGGUCCAACUUCACCCACCCGGAGAACAAGAUCAGCCUCCUGGGCUUCCUGGGGCUCGUCCACUGCCUCCCCUGCAAAGAUUCGUGCGAAGGCGUGGAGCGGCGCCUAGGUGCCGAGCGCGCGUGGCUCGCGCAGGGGAUCUGGUGCAACCAGGGGGGCGGGUCUGAGAGGGGGACCUGGUGUGGGCGGGGUCGCAGCGGGGGUGGUGCCUGGGGCCGAGCCCGGACCUUGACUCGCCCCGGCGCCCCCCCCCCCACAGAAUCGUGUGCGCACGUGGUGUGCCUGCGGCCACAGUCAUGUGUGGUAGACCAGACGGGCAGCGCACACUGCGUGGUGUGUCGCGCGGCGCCCUGCCCCGCGCCCUCCAGCCCUGGCCAGGAGCUCUGUGGCAACAACAACGUCACCUAUAUGUCCUCGUGCCACCUCCGCCAAGCCACCUGCUUCCUGGGCCGCUCCAUUGGCGUGCGCCACCCGGGCAGCUGUGCAGGCACCCCCGAGCAGUUAGAUGCCGAGUCGGAGGAGGAGGAGGAGAACUUUGUGUGAGCCCGUGGGGCCGGCCUGGGCCUGGCGUUCAAGGCUUUCCCGUUUUAUUUAUUGCCACAGCAGAGUCUAAUUUAUGUCCCACGGACACGUCCCAGAGCCUGGACCGCGACCAUUUCGGAAGCCCUGGUGCCCGCCCUCCCCACUUGACGACACUUGGAAGAAUUGAGGGAAAGAGGCCUGGGAGCAGGGCUGGUGGGAGGGGCCUCACCCCAGGCCCCCGGAUCCCACACUUCUACUCCCUUGGGGGUAACUCUGUUAAUUAUCACUGCCACCAAGAGGGCUGGGGAUUCCCUGCCAGCAGUUAAUGAAGCAGCACCCUGGCCUUCUAGAACAGGGACCAGGGGGUGAGGAGGUGAUUCACAGCCUGGGUGUGUGUAGCUGAGCAUGCCCAGAUCCCCCAGACAGGCCAAGGAAGCAACCACUGUCCCCCACCAGCCCAAGGGUACCCAAGGGGCUUACCUUCCCCCUGCCUCCAAUUCCCCCAUAUGUCCUGUGAAGUCCCCUGAGAGAAAUCUAGCUUGAUCCCAGGGCCAGGGGCACUGUCUGUGCCUCCUGACACAGGCCUUGGUCGUGAAGCAGCCAGCAUCCACCCAAAGCAGGGCAUCAUGUCCAGCGGUGCCCAGUUCUCUUGGCGUGGAACCUGGUGGGGCCUACAAGCCCCUGCUCACCCACUGGCCCAGGGUAGGGUGUAGAUGACAAGAUCCACUGCACACCCGGCACCCUGGAGCAGUGUGUCCAAGGGGCAUCCCCAGUGCCUGCUGCCCUGUCCACAGAUGUGGUCCAGACCUAGGACCCCUCAGUCCCUCGUGUCCUGCCCUGGCCAGGCCUCUAGGCCCAGUUCCCAGGACCCUCCCUGCCUGCCAGCUGGAUGCUGGCGUUGGGCCGAUUUACUCCAUCCAGUUCGCUCCAUCCGAUAACCUGGGCUCUUGCUGCAUCCCCUGCCUGUGCCUGUGUGUAGACUAGGUGCUCAGACAGGAGGGGGGUGCCAAGCUCCUCAAGUUUGGAGCGAGGGCAGGGGGGCAGCGGUGCUCAUCCUCCCAGCUUCCAGGAAGUGCCUUACCUGUGACACCCAGAAAAGUGCCCUUGAGUAGCGGGUUCACCCGAGCCGCCCGACAAGGCAACCUCCCCUGCCCUGGGGUCCUGCCUCGCCUGCCAAAGGAAUAAACACUGAAAAAGUCA